Molecule: messenger RNA, 258 nt
Organism: Endocarpon pusillum Z07020
Lineage: Eukaryota; Fungi; Ascomycota; Eurotiomycetes; Verrucariales; Verrucariaceae
Exons: 2
Coding region: 1-258 (85 amino acids)
Biological process (GO): triglyceride catabolic process; phosphatidic acid biosynthetic process
Cellular component (GO): endoplasmic reticulum; lipid droplet
Molecular function (GO): acylglycerone-phosphate reductase (NADP+) activity; triacylglycerol lipase activity
Source: RefSeq, a predicted model, not a curated record
AUGAGUUCAGAUUCAAUGCUCGCCUCAAAAGCCGGCUUGACUUGCGCUUCCGAAACUCUUCGUCUAGAGCUUCAGCCACUCGGCGUCGAUGUUGUCACUGCUAUGGUCGGAUGCAUCAACACCGAAUUCUGCGCCAAAGAUAUCCCAUCAAUACUUCCCUCCGACAGCUUCUACAGAUCAAUUGAGCGGUAUAUCGAGGACAGUGCAGCGGGCAAGCCUUCACCAACAGGGAUGGACGUAAAUGUAUUUGCGGAGUAG